AUGGCCAGUGACAAUAUACUUAAUAAUAGCUAUCCGCGGUGCCUGGGCCACACGUGCCUGGAGAGUGGGUCCUACCUGAUGAACUUUGCGUCCUGUGCACAUUGUAACAAAAAAGAGUUGAUCAAAAUCCACAACAAAGAAGAGAGGGAGGAGGAGCAAGAACAAGUCAUCACAUACCAACAUUUGUGCCAGAACUGUGACCAUGUGAUAGCAGAACACGAGUACAGAUUCUGUGUGGAGGAAGGCUAUCAGGAGUAUCAGAUGACAUGUCUGCUGUGUGGCUCAGGAGAGGAUUCCAUCAGUGUUCUGCCAGAUGAUCCCAGGAAGGAGAUGGACUUGUUUUGAUCACAAAAAGGAACACAUUUAGUUUAGUCUAGAGGACUGAAUUGUUGUAUGGCGGGAAUGCUGAAAGCAUGUCAUAUUUUUCUCAAAGUUUAAUGUGCAUAUCGGCAGUAGACAUAAGUGUUGUUCUGUAACAUCAGGGACAUUCAAACUUAUGAAAUGUAUCAGCGUACUACAAAAAAAUAGUCGAGAGAAAGUGACUGUUACAGUAUCCUUCUCUUCUACUAUAGCUACUCGUAUCGUUGAUACAUGAGAAACUAUCCUUGACAAGACUGUCCUUAUGUCCAACUUUAACUGCAAUGUAAUGUUACAUUUCCAUGUGAGAAAAAUAACCAAGCGUUGCAGUCUGUAAACA
This is a messenger RNA of Branchiostoma belcheri (Belcher's lancelet), 697 nucleotides long. RefSeq names its product protein Churchill-like. The record is from RefSeq and is a predicted model, not a curated record. NCBI's taxonomy places the organism in Eukaryota, Metazoa, Chordata, Leptocardii, Amphioxiformes, Branchiostomatidae. The transcript has 4 exons. Gene Ontology annotation, biological process: fibroblast growth factor receptor signaling pathway; multicellular organism development; positive regulation of DNA-templated transcription. Bases 1 to 345 code for a protein of 114 amino acids. Gene Ontology annotation, molecular function: zinc ion binding.